UCAAAAUAAAAAAAAAACAAUUAAAUAAAUGAAUAAUUAAAUGAACACAAUGGAGAAAGCAAGAAUUGGCAAAGAUUACGAUGACGGGGAACAGGUGGACGAAGACGAAGGAGGGAGACAGACGAAAUAUGAGAAAAAUUCUCUUAUUCUUGUUACUCUCGAACAUUCGACGCUCGUGAAAAAGAUGCUGAAACGGAAGGUGGACAUGAAGGGCUUCAGGGAGGAGGUGGAGAGGCUCAGACGAAGCAGAUUAAUCGUGAUCUUGAUCGUCUACUUCGCUCUCGUCUUGGACAACAUGCUGCUGACGGUGGUGGUGCCCAUCAUCCCCGACUACCUGUACCGCCAGGAGACGCAGACGCAGUCCUCCUCGCAGGAAGGCCCCGCCACGCCCAUCCCUCCCCGCCCGCCCCUCCGCUCCCACGCCCACGACGAGGAGCGAGGGGCGGCUCUAUGCAGGGGCGCAAGACCUUUCAGAACCCAGCUCCUGAAGGGGGAGAGCGAGAGAGGAUCCGAGGGACCUCCCGUGCCUGCUUCCGUCGCCGAGGUCGCAGGGGACGGGUCCGAGGCGCUGCCCUUCGCCCUCCUGCAGGAGAGAGGAGCCGAGGGCGAGGUCGGGAGAAGAGGGUUCCAUCGGGUCAAGAGAGGUCAUGCUCCGCCUUCGAGGGGAGGGUUCUCGGACACCCAGAGACGCGUCGCAUUCCUCCAAAAGGAAUCGAGAGACAGGUCCAUGCCAGCCGCCAGCCACAGCCGUCGCGGAAUGGCCACCAGUCCUUCCAGCCACGAUCCGGGUGUCCACAACCACACCCUCCCCCCUCCCCCGACGCCCCCCGGAGGCCGAGAACCACCCCAGGAAGUCCUACUCGACGAUUCCCCCGAGGAAAGUCCUUCAAGAACCUCGGAGACGCCACAAGAGGACCCCGACCCAGAACCGAAGACUCAGAGCAACGCCACCCAGACCGCAGCCGAAGCCGUAGCCACGCCGCACGACAUCAUCAACGAGAACGAACGCGUGGGCCUCCUGUUCUCGUCCAAGGCCUUCGUGCAGCUGCUGGUGAACCCGCUGGUGGGGCCUCUGACCGCCCGCGUCGGGUACUCGGUGCCGCUGGUCGCCGGGACGCACGUGCUCGUCCUCUCGGCGCUGAUGUUCGCCUACGCAGAAGUUUCUCCAUCAUGUUCCGGCGAGGAGUCUGCAGGUAUUGCGGUCAUCGUGCAUUGCUAUUGCCUGGGCAUCGUGGCCGAGUGCUACCCGGACGACGGCGAGCGUGGGCGUGUGCAGGGCCUGGUGAUGGGCGGCAUCGCGUUGGGCGUCCUGGCUGGCUAUCCCGCGGGCGGCCUGCUCUACGACUUCACCAAUUCGAAGACGCCGCCUUUUCUCUGGUCGGGGGGCUCGCCGUGGUGCUGGCAGUUGUCCAGUUGGCGGUUCUCAACCCUAGGCCUGUCCCUGAGCAUGCGUACCUGUUCAUCUCGACUCGUGGCAGCGACGCCCAUGAAACAACUUCUUCGCGACCCGUAUAUACUGGUGACAGCGGGUGCCAUCAUGGUCGCCACUUCCGCCAUGGCUGUGCUGGAGCCGUGUCUGCCCAUCUGGCUGACGGACACGCUCCAUCCAGAGACAUGGCAGCUGGGCACGGCCUUCAUCCCUGACAGCGUGGGCUACCUGCUGGGCACGAGCUGCACGGCGGGGACCAGCCUUCCGUGCCGGCAGGUGGAGGGUGGCCAUGUGCGCCCUCGCCCUCGUCGCCCUCGCCGCCGCCACGGUACCCGAGGCUCGCUCCAUGCUGGCACUCUCCGGCCCCACCUGUUCCUGGGCCUCGGGGUGGGCACCGUCGAUGCCACGCUGAUGCCCCUCCUGGCAUCCCUGGUCGACAGCAGGCACGCGGCGGACUAUGGGGCCGUGUAUGCCAUCGCGGAGGCGGCCGUGGCACUGGCCUAUGGCUUGGGUCCCCUGGUGGGCGGAGCCAUCGUCAAGCGCAUCGGCUUCCCUUGGCUCAUGCGCUCAGUCGCCAUCGUGAACCUGUGCUACUGCCCGCUGCUGCUGCUCCUCGCCUCCUUCGAGCACGACCCGGGCGAGGCGCAGGCGAUCCUCAUGGCCGCCCCCGACCCGGCUGACUACCGGGGCCACGCCACCUGCCCCGUCCAGCCCCACGAGUCCUCCCUCAGGUACCAGAAGCUCUUCGACGAGGAGGAGAGAGGAAGAGGCGUUUUUAAAAACCUUUUGGCUCCCGUUGGACAUAUUCUGGAUGGAAAAUGUACGGUGUCACACUGUGGGGCUCCAGCAAGCACUAAAUUGCCAGCUAUGAAACACAGAAGUUUUCACUCCUACGCAGACAUUAACAGAUAUGCUAUAAAGUUACGUUUUGUUGUCACAGAAACAGAUAAAAGUGAGGAACUGAAAGUAUAA
Messenger RNA from Penaeus vannamei (Pacific white shrimp), 2401 nucleotides. Lineage: Eukaryota; Metazoa; Arthropoda; Malacostraca; Decapoda; Penaeidae. The record is from RefSeq and is a predicted model, not a curated record.